AUGACGUUCGUAAUUCUCCCCCUCUUCUUGUUCCUCUCCCUUCAAGAUGCAAGUUGGCUGGCCGCUGUGGAACAGUACAUGCUUUCGGAUCGAUACUUCGCGCCGCAUGCCCGCUUCUACGUUCGUGAGAUGCGCAUCCGUGCCUACAGUCAGCACCUGGACUCCUACAGUAGUCUCAGCCUCGAGAGCAUGGCUGCCACCUUCGGGGUGACUAUGCCAUUCCUGGACGCGGAGUUGUCGCGCUUCAUUGCCAAUGGACGGCUGGCCUGUAAAAUUGACAAGGUGGCCGGUAUUGUCGAGACGACCAGGCCAGACAAUGUCAAUUCACAAUACCAGGUGAGUUCUGCCCUCGUACUUGUACUUGCUUCGGUUGUCGUCAUCAUACCUGAUCUAGCCAGCCUCACUGAUGUCACUGACGGUACCCAUCUACGCGUGACGAUUGGCAGUAGCGGAUCUUGA
This is a messenger RNA of Dibothriocephalus latus, 459 nucleotides long. Lineage: Eukaryota; Metazoa; Platyhelminthes; Cestoda; Diphyllobothriidea; Diphyllobothriidae. The record is from the annotation of a GenBank genome assembly.